ACUGUGUUCACCCCGUGUGACUAACGAGAAAAUUGUGAGGGACUCUAUCUGUACUCAGUUGCUAACCGAGAGAGAGUCAUCUGCUUUAAAAACGAGUCUAUCUGUGGUGACUUCCUUCAAAACGAGAGUGAGAGAGACGACGUCUGUUGUGUCUGAAAAGUUCCGGAAAAGUUCUGACCUUCCGAUUCUUUUCGGUGUGAGUUGUAUCCCUAGUGUGCCUUCAUUUUUGCUAACGAGAUCUUCUCUCGGGUUGACAUAGAAACCAUCUCUCCACCAAAACUAGGAAACUGCAGGUUAGGCCAGCUGUAUCGAGUUGACGACUGUGCUCCAAAAGUUAGAAAUCGCCCCCGUCUACUUUCUUCAUUUUUCGUGUAUGGUGAAUGAAAAACCGCUGAUAAAAGCUGAGGAGAGCAGUAUUUUGAUUUUCUUUAAAAAUCUUAGAGUCUGGGUGGGUCAUCGUAGUCUCUCUUUCAUUUGUAGGGUGUCAGAAAUUAGUAGUCCUUUCCGUUCUUACGAAGUGGGCUUAAUGAUUAAACUUCGUGGAUGUUGCGAGCGACUGUCAGUAUCAGUAUUCUUUUCCUUCAUAGUUGAGAUUUAGAAAAACACAUCUACUAGUAGACUGUGUAAGCCUAGCUUCAAAGCGUUAUUCCGAUCAAGGUUAGAGAUCAUUGGCAGUCCGAUCAAGGAGACUAUCGUGUACAGAGUUCAAGAUCGGGAAGAAGAUGCAGGUCGUGCGUCCGCGGCUUUUCACUUCUGGUGGGUCGUCAGCGUCGGCUGUCGGAAGACGCUGGCUGACAUCUGCGAAGCCAGAGCAACCAAGAAUCGUGGUACAUUUGCAUGGCAAUGACCGGCGUUCGAUGGCUACGCUCAGCCGCCUGCUUGGUUCGCAGCAUCGCAGCGUAGUGCUGGGUAACGGGACUGCGGUCUGGAGCGCACCCGCAACGCGGAGAGGCAGGAGAGGCUCUGCCUCAGGGAGAACGGUAGUCGAUCCGCACGCGAUGACGAGUGAGAAUAGCAAGCGCCAAUUUUCUGGCGAGGCCGCAUUGAACCCAUAUUCCAAGGGCAGCAAUACCUUCGGGGCUAACGUCCCGGACACGUUGGGAAACCAGAUGAAGUUCCAUCACCUACACUUCUAUGUCAACGAGCUGAAGACGCUGGAAGAAUACAAGAUGAUCGAGGAAAAGUACUUCUACUCCCAUUAAUUAUGGAGUUCUGUGAUUGGUAAUAUGGUUAUCGUGCACUGGCAAUUGUCUCUAUUCCGGUCGCAAUGGAACCAGUCAGCUGAAAGCUGCUACGUCUUUCAAAUGGAUGAGUGAAUACCCAGUCGUAUAACUGACUAUGGCAUGAUGUCGAUUCUCCGCAAUCAUUGUUUUGUUUCGUGUUGUACCUUCUCGGGACGAAGAGUGAUGCGCAGUCCAACCUGAUGACCUGUCCUCUUAAAACAAUAACAAGCUAGUACCUCAUCUUAAAACAAAAGACUUUGGAUUCUUGCACCAAUAUUUUCAGAUUAAAUGCGUUCGUUGAGGGAGGACACGCGUCUGGGGAUAAAGGUGCAGCGCGAGAGGAGUGGCUCAAACUGAAUGGCGGAGAUGGGCCGUCACCUAAAAACUAUAUGCCUCAUGGGCAGGAUGUGGUUACGCAAAUGAUUGUAGGAGCCGGUUGGCGGAUAGCGGGCGUGCACGAGGGAGAGGAUAGCACCAGCUUCCACGUACUACAGAUGAAGGACUUAGAAAUGCGAUUAUUUCAAAGUUUCAUUAUUUAUUAGAGAGUUACUUUUUUUUUUUAGGUUUCAGAAAAAUAGACCUAGAAGUACAGCGUCGUAAUAUUGCUGAUGACAAGAUAUUUGAUCUGCCCGGAAAGGCAGACUGGCAGAAAAGUUUUUCUAUAUUCACUUUCACAACCACAGGUCUGUGCGCACAGCAAUGCCAAGGAGGGAGUUGCAAUCGUGGUCACCGGGUUGAAAAAGGAGUCGCAGGAGAACACUGGUGCUAAACAACUGAGCAUGCGAGAACCGCUCGAUCACUUCCAUCCUCGGAAUUUGAACCAGUUUUUUGAAGCGCACGGCCACCGCCAGGGUUGCGCUGUGCUCGCUUUCUACACGCAGAGCGUGGACGAACUGAUCCAACGCUACCGCAAAACCCAUCCUGUGCUUAUCUUAAGGCUUGCCCCAAUCCAUCUUCUGAAGCAUUUCAGACCUGUCCCAUAAGGGAAAAAUAGGCCCAAGAUGAACCUCGCGAUGGAUUAGGGUGAGCUCUAAUUAUUCGUUCGGGCUUCCCGCGGACGUACGGCACGACAAAAAUUCUAGAGGUGUACGCGUACUACCAAAAAGGCAGUUCCAACAAGGCCGAUUUGGGAACUGUAGUGCGGUUUGUGGAGGAGACGUCGGCCUAUCGCAGAGUCUUUCCGCUGCCAGGCAUGCAGCCGGUGGAGUACAGCAUUGCAGACGGAGCGGUUUGUGCGGCCUACCCAGACCAUUGGGUCAGCAAUGUGUUCAACCGGGAACAGGUACGAGCCAUUCUUGCUGUAAAACAAGGAACUAAGUAAUAUGUAGCUGGAUUUAGGUAUGAAUAUUAUAAGAAUGGGUGUUCGAAUUCCGCCGAAGUUUUCUUGCUUCAAGAGAUUCAAGCUAGUUGUACCUUGACGACUGGAUCAGAUUGAAAGACUAUGGUAAGAUGCACGUGAAGGUACGACUUUAUUACACCUCAUUACCCCGCCCCCAUCGCAUCACACCUCUUCUGUUUUCUCCAUGACCAGGUGUUGCAAACUUUUGCUGAUGUUUUUGGGUUUCAGCCGAAAGUGAAUUUCAAUGCUGGGGUCGUUGGUGCUGGCGAAGCGGUGAUUGAGUCAACAGUGACGGGAAACCAACCUAGCACCGUUCUAGACGAUGAACUGCAAUGGUUCAAGAAUCAGGUACCGUUUUCCUUUGCUAGUGAAUGGUAUCGAAAAGAAUGGUACUAGCGAAGGUUUAGCCUCUUCGAUAGCUAAAGAUUACAUUCGCGUAGAAAUACGGGCUCUCAUUUUCAAACUGGACUUCUACGUAGAUUGAUACAGAUAUAUCUCAUGUUCGUGUUAUCAACAACUCGUUAUAGUACUGUAGAUAUAUUAUUGUUCGACAUCGUCCGUGAGGUCAUCUGCAUCUUGAUACAAAAUUCAGGACCAAAUUUAUUUGCCGAUCAACAACGCAUUGUCGGAGCAUGGGCACGUGCACCUCUAUUUAGAGCAGGUGGGUCAGGGCGUGCAGCAUUUUGCUUCGCGCGUGAAGAAUUUACCCGCGUUCAUAGCGCGGGCGAAUCGAUUCCGCGAAAUUACCGGAGAGGGCCUCGCUUUCCUCGACAUUCCUCGUAGCUACUACGGAUUUUUGAGGGCGGAAGAUUUUGAUCCUGAGGGGAGUGGCAAGACAGGAGAGCGAGGGGAGCAAAUUCUUAGUCUACUCCGAGAGCACAGAUUCGUUGACGAGCACAACGUUGUGCGAUUCGACCUUGACACAGCUGCGGUCGAAAAGGUUCUUGUCGAGUCAUCAUCAUCCCGUAGUACCGCGGACUCCUCGUCCGGGAAGCAAAACCGUGCGAAAGAAGACGUGCAGAUCGUGUCGCGAGGUCGCUAUCGCAACCUAUACGAAAUGAUGGGCGACACCUUCUCCGAAGAAGAAUAUUUGCGGAUCGUUGAGAACAAGAUCCUCGUGGACGUGCAAGGUCGGGACGUGCUUCUGCAAAUCUUCUCAAAGUUAAGGCAUAGUUUCCUGUAGUAUUUUCUGAGGUAAAAAUGAAUGGAUAAAUCCAGGCUAAUCUAGCGGGUAGCAUUUGUCAACUUAGAAUAGAACCUGAAUACUGUGCUACCGACAUACCAAUUUACACAUACUUACCUAUCUACCUACCUACCUACAUACCUACGUAUCUACCUACCUUCCUGCCUUCCUACGUUCCUACCCACAUACCGACGUAUCUACCUACCUUCCUGCCUUCCUGCCUACCUAGGUCCCUUCCUACCUUUUCUAAUUUGCCCAGUAUUGAUGCAGGAACCAGGACAGCAAGCCCCGUUCUUCGAGUUUAUCCAGCGUGUGUGCGAUAAGGACGCUGCCACGAUGCGACCAGGAUGCGGCGGCUUCGGAAUUCGAAACUUCCUCACGCUGUUCCUCUCCAUCGAGGUGAGUAAUUUCAUGGACAUCUAUGAGGCUGCCGCAAAACGCGGCGACGCAGCCGAGAUGGACAUAGCAAAGUUAAGGCUCCUUCUAAUGAUCCAUCUUUAGAGAAGUAAGUCAUUCUAAGUGGCUUUUCAUGUGGAAAAGAGGUCCAGGAUGAGUUUCAAGAUGGAUAUUCGCGAGCUCUAACAAGUCGCGCCGUCGGCAUUUUCACGUCGCAACUGAACGCGAGCAACCCCAUCUUGACCCAGAUCUCUGACACGUUGCAGUUGCAAACGGAGUGCGUGAACCGGCUUGGAGGACUCCCCGCAGACGCUGCCGCUGAGGAGCGGGAAGCGCUCGUAAAGGAAAUCGACUCCUUAGAGAUAGAAAAGGAUCGGAUACAAGAAAUAUUGAAGCAGAUCGGAGAAGAACAUAAAAGUCGCAUGCGAGAGCUCAUGGCGACAAAAACGGCAUCUGCAGCGGCGUGA
Molecule: messenger RNA, 4608 nt
Organism: Amoebophrya sp. A25
Lineage: Eukaryota; Dinophyceae; Syndiniales; Amoebophryaceae
Source: the annotation of a GenBank genome assembly